AAAAAUAUCAUAGCAAGUUACAGUCAAAGCAAAGUAAAAAUAGGAGAACAAGUUACAGUUUGGUCAUGACUAAAAUUUUGAUUCUUGCUUGCAUGGUAGCCAAUAUUUUAGCAUGCUAUUCUUUCAUUUUUGGUAAAUAUUGGCUAAAACAUGGGCAACCAAAACUUGAGCCAAAUUGUAUUGGUGUUGACUUGGCUCAACGCAGACACACGUUUAGUCCUCUCUCUCUCAACUAUCGUUUGGUAGGCAUUGGUUCACUGACGUAGACAGAAGACGAACUCAGCUGUAACAUGCCCCGAUUCCAAAUGCUUCGAGCAGAGGUGGACUUGUUUAUCCACGAGGAAGGAGGCCUGCAAUUUACAUGUCGUCACUGCUGAUAAGCACAGUACUACUACGUAAUACUCUACCUACUUUCACCGUCAUCAGCAGCAGAUUAGUGCCAGUGGCGCCCUAUAAAAACUUGCUCGGCUGUCUGUCAGUUGACACACACAAUUCACCCGCACAAGUUCGUCGAGCUUGCUUGCUAGCUGCUUCCUGGAAAUGGCCAGGAAAGCGAUCCAGUACGUCGUGGUGGAUGCCUUCACGGCCGAGCCGUUCAAGGGCAACCCGGCGGCGGUGUGCUUCCUGGAGGACGACGCCGCCGCACCCGCGGGGGACGGCCGGUGGAUGCAGUCCGUCGCCGUCGAGUUCAACCUCUCCCAGACCGCCUUCCUCUCCCGCGACUCUUCCUCCGCCGCCGCCGCCCCGCGGUUCCAUCUCCGCUGGUUCACCCCCGUCGCCGAGGUCGCGCUGUGCGGGCACGCGACUCUGGCGUCCGCGCACUUCCUCUUCACGGGCGUCCUCCCGGAGCACCAGGGCGUGGUCGAGUUCGCCACCAAGUCCGGGGUCCUGACCGCCAAGAAGGUUCCUGCCCCGGAUCAGACGGAGGAGCAGGGGAAGAGGCUCUUCAUUGAGCUGGACUUCCCCGCGAGCGAUUUCGUCGGUCCCGGAGACGAGCUGCCGUCCAUCCCGGAGACCCUCAACGGGGCGUCCGUCGUCAGCGUUCACAGAUCGGCGACCACCAACGACUUCAUUGUGGAAGUUUCUUCAGGAAAAGAGGUUGCCGACCUCCUUCCUAACACUGAAGAAAUUAGAAAAUGUGCCGGCAGAGGUGUUAUCAUUACAGCACCAGCACCGCCUGGAUCUGGCUAUGACUUCUUCUCGCGUUUCUUCUGCCCAAAAUUUGGGAUAGAUGAGGAUCCUGUUUGUGGCAGUGCACACUGUGUUUUGGCACCCUAUUGGGGUGGAAAACUGGGGAAACAAAAACUGACCGCAUUUCAGGUAUCUCCAAGGAGUGGAACACUAUACCUGGAGCUGGACGCUGCAAAUGGGAGAGUGCGAAUUCAAGGAGAAGCUGUUACUGUCAUGGCUGGGACACUCUUCGCCUAGCUGCAUAUUGCCAUGUACCCUUCCAAGGGCACCCAUUGAUGGACAUGUACUUUGAACAACAGUGUGGACGAUAGUUACGUUUUGUUGUUUAACACUAAACUAGUUUAUGGGAAUACAGUCUUGAUCUCCUCUGUAUUAUCUGAACAUUGCCAGCAAAAACGGACUUGGAACUGUAUUACCCCAAGUGCAAGUUUUUUUUCUUUUUCUUUUUUGAAGCAAAUAGCAAGUGCAAGUUUCAUUGAUCCGGGACUCCGGGUUACAUUCAAAAGGAGGCAAACUUGUCCUUAUCAAAUUUGUGACAUUUGCAGCCCCAAUCCAUAAUAUGGUCGUAAUUACAUC
Brachypodium distachyon (stiff brome) is the source of this 1767-nucleotide messenger RNA. RefSeq lists its product as uncharacterized. Gene Ontology annotation, molecular function: isomerase activity. The record is from RefSeq and is a predicted model, not a curated record. Gene Ontology annotation, cellular component: cytoplasm. The coding region runs from base 541 to 1428 and encodes 295 amino acids. Gene Ontology annotation, biological process: biosynthetic process. The transcript is spliced from 6 exons. NCBI's taxonomy places the organism in Eukaryota, Viridiplantae, Streptophyta, Magnoliopsida, Poales, Poaceae.